AUGUUUGAGCUCUACUGUGUUUAUCCAUUACGAAUCAUCAUCAAUGAAGUGGAUGCAGAUUAUGGGUCUACAGAUCUGUUUUACAGAAUUGCCCAAAAGUUGUCUCGCAAAAUUCAUAGCGACUUGGACGAUGAGAAUCUAAAGGCUGGCUCUAUGGUUUUUUUGAUCAUCGGUGUUGUUUUUGUUGCCGCUUUACCACUUAUUGGGCUGGUAUUUUGCUGUGCUCAAUUUUGUGCAAAGCGCAACAUAAAAAAACGUCAACAAUCAAAGUGCAAUGUGGGUUUUUGCUUUACCACUUUAAUUCUUCUAAUUUCAUGCAUUUGCAUUCUUGUUGGAUGCAUCUUAUUUGCUGUUAGUGUACAUGAUGCUAAAAAUGCUAGCGAUGAUCUUGAUGAGCAGUUUGCUAAAAUCGAUCCUGGUAACUUUUUCUUCUGUUGCUCUUUGUUCUUCUCUAAAACUUAUAAGAAAACUAAUCGAGCGUUGAUAAGAUUCUGGGCUUCGGCUAUGAAAUAUAAUGUUUCAUCUAUGAUUGAUACACUAAAUAAAACAUUAUCCAAUGCAAGUCGAUUAUUGCACGAUUUAUUGGAAAAAGUUAAAGACGUACCAGAGGCUCAACAAGAAGUGAAUAGUCGUUUGGAGACAGUAAACAAUUCAAUGACUGUAUUGGAACGCUGCAAAGAAGAUACAGAUGAUCUUUCCACCAAGAUAAAUAAUACAAUAAAUGAACUUGAAGAGAAUUUGGAAAAUUUCGAAAAAGAGAUGACUGACGGUUUGAAUAAAUCUAAAGAGGAGACAGACAGCGUUGCAGAAUCGGCACAGCUCGUUGCUACCCAAAUAUCUGCAAUUCUGCCCAAAAUUUAUGAAAGCGUCAAUGAUACAAGCGAAAAAAUUUUGCAGCUACGUGAUAAUAAAAUGUUUCGAGAAACUGGUAUAGUGGAUGGUGUUUAUGCAGUCGGAAUUAUACCUUCAUUAGUAAUUGUUGUUCUCUCUUUAUUCGUGCUUUCGUACAGUUGUUGUCAAAUUUUGCUAUGUCGACGUAUACCUCCAAAAAACGGGUGUGCCAGUAACUGUUGUCAGAAAGUAACCUUAUGUACUCUCACUCUUACAUGUCUCUUUGGGUGGAUUGUAAUGGCACUAGCAAGUGUCUCUGUCGGACUCAAUCUGCGAUUACAAGCAAACGUUGAAAAAAUUGGGAUAAGCAACAGUGGUCUUAGGUGUUUACUGAUUGCACCGUUUCGUUUACGCGUAUCCUUCUUCCCCGCUUACACUGUGGAAACUAUGUGCAAAUCAUUGUUUUAUGAUACAGAGAAGACCCCAUCUGAUUUGCUGCUAAAUUAUCUGCCAUCAUUUCGUUACGAAGUUAAACCACCGCUUAAUUCGUCGAUUCCGUUUGACUUAAAGCUUGGGUCAAUUUUAUACGACUGUGUCAAUGAUAAUUACUCACUUUUUGGAGCUAUGUCUGGAUCAAUGUUGUUCAACAUAGAUGAACUACAAAAACUAGCCAAUUUAACAGAAGGCGAAGAGGCUGAGUUGAAACAGUUUAAGGAGUCAGCGGAGAAACUUAAAUAUGACGUUUCGGCCAAUAUAAAUGUCACAAAUUUCGAAAGAGACGUUAACAGCUCAACUAAUAUUUACGAAAAUUUCAAUACUAGUUUAACAGAAUGUUGGAAGGCCUUGCCCAAAAAUAAAACAGUAAAUGAAACAGAAGUGGCUUUAAAAUCUGCUAAAGAGCAGAUAGGUACAGCGACAGAAAACUUGAGAGAUGUCUUGAAGAAUAUCUACAACGCUUUGUCUCAGGCAAAAUUAUCUGGGAAUUUUACAAAGAAUGCUGGCGAUGUUACCAGUGUUUACCAGCAAAUCCGGAAUAGUCAAAAAAAUCGUUUAACAGAAAUGCAGUGUCAGCCAUUAUAUGUAACUUGGAAAAAUAUUGGCAAUGUUUACUGUAAUCAUAUUGGGAAACCAAUGCAAGGUGUAUGGGCAGCUAUUGGAUUUUCAGCAGUCUUCGUACUUCUACUAUCACUUUCUCUGAUUUGUACAUCAAGAUAUUUGUCAAAACCGAGAAGACACAGUAGACAAAAAAGAGGUAAUUAUUCAGCCGAUGAUGGCUUCAACGCACCACUCAAGGCCAAUAAUGAAAGAACACAAGCACAGUAUUACAAUCAAGGUGGAAAUGCCAGUGUUGUCUCUAAUCAGCGCUAUCUUGGAAACAGUCAAUACUAUCCGUAA
Molecule: messenger RNA, 2226 nt
Organism: Enterobius vermicularis (human pinworm)
Lineage: Eukaryota; Metazoa; Nematoda; Chromadorea; Rhabditida; Oxyuridae
Source: the annotation of a GenBank genome assembly